Messenger RNA from Nymphaea colorata (pocket water lily), 688 nucleotides. RefSeq lists its product as uncharacterized. NCBI's taxonomy places the organism in Eukaryota, Viridiplantae, Streptophyta, Magnoliopsida, Nymphaeales, Nymphaeaceae. The coding region runs from base 21 to 674 and encodes 217 amino acids. The record is from RefSeq and is a predicted model, not a curated record. The transcript is spliced from 8 exons.
CCGAAUUUGAAAUUCUGGUGAUGGCGGGGAUCAAAGGGAGCACCAGGAAGCGAGAGAGAGCAACUGGCGAUUCUCAUCGGAAUCCGUCGCUGGAGCAAGGAACGAAGGCGGAAGCCGACGAUCCGUUCGAUCGCGAAUUCUCAAGUGAUAUAAAGGGGAUCAUCUCAGCGUUGCAGCAGAUCAAAGAUAAGGCACAGAGGGACAGUCAGAAGAAAACGGAGGAGACUAUCUCCAGUCUGGCCUCAGAUAUCAAGUCGAUGGUUGACGAGGCUAAACAGAAGAUUGACAAGGAUAGGCAAAACUUUUUGAAAGCUCUGAUGAAGAGUUCAAAGGAGUGCGAGAACUCGUUGAAGGAUGAGGCAUCCAAAUUUCAAGCACUUGAUGACAAGUUCUGCAAGGAAAGAACCCAACAUUUGCAGGCUUUUCAAAAUAUAUUCUCCAAAUACGAAGAUGAAAAGGAGAAGCUAUUUGUCCGAUACGAACAACAGAGGAAAAAGGAAAAGGCUAUGUUAGCUAACCUUGAGAAGGCCUGUGGAGACAAGAUUGCAGCAGCUGAGUGUUCGCUUAAGAAGAAAAAGCAGGACGAUAAAUCUUUCAGCAUUUUGCGGAAAUCUCUGGGAUCCUUCUUGGGAGGUUCGUCUGAUGAUGAGUAUCCACCGGAAGAAGAUGAAUGAAGCAUCUAAGCUGA